AUGUCAAGCAGUCAAGGUAAAUGGGGAAACAUCAUUUCGAAAUACACGAACGGUACCUAUACGGCGUCAGACUAUAUCAUCUACCGGCCACUUGCAACCAAUAUCCUAGUGAAACUCUUCCAAAACGUCCUUGUGGGUGAAAAAGGCUUAAGAUACCUGGUUGCCUGGAACAUCUAUAGGCAGCUGGUUAAGUUCACUGAACCUUGCAUGUUUCUUCAGGGUAGGAGUGCGAGUGAUGCGUGUUAUGAGCACGUCAAGAAAGUCAUGAAUCUGGCUGUCCUCAGUCCCUACCUACAGUCGGAGGUUCAGGUGCACAUGGUUGAAAAGGCGAAGCGCAUGGUGUCCGAAAUACGCAGCACCUUCUUGAAAGCUCUCCAAUAUUCAAGCUCGCUCAGCAUCAACUUUCGAGUAGCUGCCAUACGCAAGUUGGAGAGUAUGAAGUCGUACGUCGGAAGCCCCGGGCGCCGAUUAGACCCUGAGUUCGUCGAAUGGAUUUACAAACCUUACCCGGAUGCACCCAUAGACUUAUUAUUCCCGACAUGGAUCAGGGCUUUGUCACUCUCUACUCACUAUAUUUGGACCGAUCAGACGACACCGCUGUACGAUGAGGCUCGUUAUAGGCCGUAUUAUACGCACUACUUUAAUGAUUUUACAGUAGCGACAGCCAACAUGCUGCCUCCAUUCAUGUAUCCGGACUGGCCAAUCGCACUGAACUAUGGUGGCCUCGGAACGAUGAUUGGCCACGAGCUUAUGCACGGAUUUGGUGUGAAAGGCAUACAAGAGCUCGAAGGAUAUGAAGCUCAGAAUAACGACUAUGUGAUAAAAGAAUACACGAACAGAGCGCUGUGCCUAUGGAAAUCUCACAAAUCUGUU
Rhipicephalus microplus (southern cattle tick) is the source of this 873-nucleotide messenger RNA. RefSeq names its product neprilysin-1-like. The record is from RefSeq and is a predicted model, not a curated record. Lineage: Eukaryota; Metazoa; Arthropoda; Arachnida; Ixodida; Ixodidae.